Molecule: messenger RNA, 3386 nt
Organism: Pseudopodoces humilis (Tibetan ground-tit)
Lineage: Eukaryota; Metazoa; Chordata; Aves; Passeriformes; Paridae
Gene: TBC1D20
Product: TBC1 domain family member 20
Biological process (GO): positive regulation of GTPase activity; endoplasmic reticulum to Golgi vesicle-mediated transport
Cellular component (GO): endoplasmic reticulum membrane
Molecular function (GO): GTPase activator activity
Source: RefSeq, a predicted model, not a curated record
CGGGGGGAGCGGGCGGGGGCGGGACGGGACCGGACGGCGCGGGGAGCGCGCAGCCCCGGCCCGGUCCGGUCCGGUGUCCGGGCCGGAAUGCGCCGCGUCGCCCGGGAACAUGGCCCGGCAGAGCCCGCCGCGCAACGGCGUCGGCGGCCACGACUUUGAUGCUAAGAAGAAAAGAAAAAUGGCAGAGAUUUACCAGGCUCUGAACAGUGACCCCACUGACGUGGCAAAGCUGAGGCGGAUGGCGAUCAGCGAGGGCGGGUUGCUCACGGAUGAGAUCCGGUGCAAAGUGUGGCCAAAGCUGCUCAGUGUUAAUACAGAUGACCUGCCCCCUCCUCCAGCAAGGAAGGAGCUGCGAGAGGACAAUAAGGAUUACCAGCAAGUGUUACUGGAUGUGCGGCGAUCCCUGCGCCGCUUCCCACCAGGGAUGCCAGAUGACCAGAGGGAAGGAUUGCAGGAGGAGCUCAUCGAUAUCAUCCUCCACGUCCUCAAGCGUAACCCCCAGCUGCACUACUACCAGGGAUACCAUGACAUCGUGGUCACCUUCCUCCUGGUGGUGGGGGACAGGCUGGCCACGGCACUGGUGGAGAAGCUCUCAACGCAUCAUCUCAGGGAUUUUAUGGACCCAACGAUGGAUAAUACCAAGCACAUUUUAAAUUACCUGAUGCCCAUCAUAGACCAGGUGAACCCUGAGGUGCACGACUUCAUGCAGAGUGCGGAGGUGGGAACCAUCUUUGCUCUCAGCUGGCUGAUCACCUGGUUUGGCCACGUUUUGUCCGACUUCCGGCACGUGGUGCGAUUAUAUGACUUCUUCCUGGCUUGCCACCCACUGAUGCCCAUUUAUUUUGCAGCUGUGAUUGUGCUGCACCGGGAGCAGGAAGUUCUGGACUGCGAGUGUGACAUGGCCUCUGUCCACCACCUCCUGUCCCAGAUCCCACAGGACCUUCCUUAUGAGUCUCUGGUCAGCAAAGCCGGGGACCUUUUUGUCCAGUUCCCACCUUCUGAACUCGCCAAGGAGGCAGCUCAGGCAGCUCAGGCGGAACGAACUGCAGCUUCCACUUUUAAGGACUUUGAGUUGGCAUCAGUGCAGCAGAGACCAGACACUGUGUUGAGGCAACGCUUCAGAGAGCGGCUCCGAGGGGAGGAGCGGCUCCGAGGGGAGGAGCGGACAAAAUCCACCUUGACAAAGCCCCGGACCAACCGCUUUGUUAAGCUGGCAGUGAUGGGGCUGACGGUGGCACUGGGAGCGGCUGCCCUGGCUGUGGUGAAGAGCGCAUUGGAGUGGGCACCCAAGUUUGAACUGCAGAUUUUCCCCUGAAGCUGGAGGAAGGGCCUUCACUAUCACUGCACCUGUCCCCAGCAGGAAGGGCUGAUGUUUGAUGAGGGACGUGUCCAGAAACGACCUGUAUGAAGGUUAUUUUUUAUUCUUACUGCGUCCAGUAACGCUUUUGGCCUUUGUGACAGAGACUGAGGGAGCCAGCCCAGCAGGAUGGUUCCCCACACCAUGCUCACCUUGGUCCCCUCUCCCUGUGCAAGGGUGAGCAGACAGGCGCUCCCACUCUCCCCUGAGGAACCAGAGGUAUGGACAAAUUUGGCUGUUCAGGCUGUGCUCAGGUGACUAUACAAAGAGAGAACUGUGUGUGGGCUUUGCCCAAAUGAUCCUGCGUUCUCCAUUGAAGAAAACUAGUGGGAGUGAGAGCAGAUCCUUGCCUGGAGGAGAGUGUCCAACAGGGUUUGUUCUUGCGUGUGUGAGGGUGAAGGGCUGUUGCACUCCUGAGGAACAGGGCAGCCCUUUGGCUCUUCAUUGCUACAGUGUGACCCACGACCUGCCUUCAGCUUUGCCGGUGCUCCAGCUCUUCCCUGUCCUGUGGGUACCCCCUGAGCAGAGCCAAACCUUUCCCACACCCCAGCCAGCACAAUGCUGUGAGCUUCUCUUCAGUGUGUAACACUCCCUGGCUCUUUUUGCUUCCACAUCUUUGCUGCCUGAUCUGCUUGCAGGGGCCAGGAGCAGACCUUAGCUCCCCUCAGCUCUUCAGGCACUGCCACUGCUGCGCUGGCAAUGCUGUGACUGUAUCUGGGGUCAGUGAAGUGAGACACGAGUGCAGUCACCCUGCCAAAGGUGUGUACUGUCAUAUGCCAGGUUAUGCUACCACAAGGCUUAGUGGCACUGUAAACACCCAUUGCAGACUUCUUUAAUAGCUCUGGAAGUGGACACUUACCAUACCCAUGUGGAGAAAGGCUUUUUCCACCUUGUGAAACACUUUGCACAGGAUAGAAGUUGUUGCACUAGAAAAUGUGUCAAAAAACACACCCACGAGCUGAUCAGGCUCCAGCAUUGCCUCUGGAAAUAACAUGAGGGGUUUCCCAGAAAGGCUUCCCUGACCUCUGCAUAGCUCUCGUCUCCCCACCAGUCCUGUCAGCAGUCCCAGCGCUCCCUGCCCCCCAAACUAAGCAGCAAAUCCUUCUAGACAGCUCAGUGUCUCACUGAGACAAAGCCAAUAGACACUCUAUGCCUCUACCUCUCCCCCAAGCUGCUAAAUCUCCCUCAAGUGCCCUUACCUGACCCUCACGGCUCCCUCCCGCACCCCCAUCAUUGCUCUGUUGUGCCCAAAGCCAUCUGUGCCAUGCCCAGGGUCUGCAUACCUGAAAAGGAGGUUGAAGGGAUUUUGGGAUAGAGAAGAAAACUCAUGCCCUGCAAAGCUUAGCACCCCCCACUCCCACCCCUCUUGGUGCAUAACCGCCCUGGCUAUGUUCAGGUUUGCCCCAUGGGCCUUUGCUCAUGGAGGGGCUGUGCCUUUCUGGCCAGAGGGCAUGUGGGCAGUUGUCAUUCGUGGCUUGUGUUCCCAUGAAGCUCUGAGCAGGAGUUCCCUUUGCCUCUGCAGGUGAAAUGUGGAGUGUGUUAAAAUGCCGUUGUCCAGGCAGGCAGCAAGACCUGUUCCUUCCUCUCCUCAAUGGUGCCAGUGCCCUUGGAGAGACCUGGGGCUGUUCAGGGGGGCUUCUCCCUGUUGAAGGCAGAGCCCAUUCCUGGCCCCUUGGCACCCCCAGAGCAGCAGAGCAGGACUGGGGGCUGGGUCACUUAGCACUUUAGAAGCCAUUGGUGCAGGAGAGUGUGGUGACCUGGGAAUGCUGUUGGAGGACCCAGGGCCAUUCUGAACACUACCCUGAAGGAGGAGAUGGCUGGAGCCCCGCAGGAGGAGCCACUGCAGCCCCUCCAUUCCCUGGCCAUGAUGCACUUUAGUUCUUGCAUUGUCCCUGGAGGGAGAAAAGGGAGAGAAGGAAAAACCAUGGCUGCGGGUGCUUCAGUUACUCUGUACAAAGACUUACACAUCCCCUGUAAAUGCAGAUUUCUACAAACCCUAAAACUGUAAAAUAAACAGUUCCUAAACACA